This is a messenger RNA of Doryrhamphus excisus (bluestripe pipefish), 1576 nucleotides long. The record is from RefSeq and is a predicted model, not a curated record. NCBI's taxonomy places the organism in Eukaryota, Metazoa, Chordata, Actinopteri, Syngnathiformes, Syngnathidae.
UUUUUACUGAUUACGUUGAAAUACUUUGAUGUAUUCUCUCCAUGGGGUUGACCCACAGAGCAAGGUUUAGUGCGACGGCUAGUUCUUUAUCACGACACCUUUGUAUUCAUCUUAAACCAAUUAGCAGGCCGUUAGCAGUUUCGCGUAUGCUACACCAUCAACUGAAAAACUACCAGCAAAAUGUAACGUAUAUUUUCUAAACUAAAACCCCAGUGUAUUAAAAAAAAAGACCAUCAGAUUACACGUGCGGUUAUUUACUACAUAACUGCGUGCACGAGAGGAAUGAGCUAGGCUAUUAGGCUAGCAAGUUAGCUUUACAACCGUACAAAACUGCAUUAGCAAAUCAUUUAAGUUUAGCCGAUACGCCUUCUCAUUCGGUUUCCCACCGCCACUUGAGUACAUAUUUCUUCCAACUAUCAACUACGGGUCAUUCCGUUUGUUCGGCGUGUAUUUGUUAACCAAAAUGCUAUUUUUACUGAGAUGCUUUACAUGUCACCUACAAGUUACAGCUACUCUAAUCCUCGCUUAAGGCGUUAAUAAAACCCACUAUUGCAUAUGUUAUUCAGUCCAACGAUUGUCUUUAACGACAAUUGUAAAAGGAAAUGCAGAAUUAUGACGUGAAACGUCGUGGAACAUUCUACCCACAAGGGAAGUACAACACGGUAGCUAACGCUAAUCCAAGCAAGCUAACGUCACUGACGUUGCUGCUAGCACAUAUCAUUCUUACCUGCCGUCUGCGAGGCAUGUUGAGUUAAGAUGAUUCGCACGGAAACAGAAAAUACUAUAUUUUCUUAUUUUUAAAACAAGUACUUCAAAUAAUCUGACCCAGAUGGAAGUUACAUGUAAAUAGUGUAGUCUGGAUGUGGCGCCACAUCGCCCGUACGGGUAUUGCUAUCAUUACCCGGCCAGGAGGGGGCACUAGACCACACACAACCGACUUCUUUGCGUCUUCCUCGUGUGCAAUGGCGUCCAUUCCAAACUUUGCAAUGAACAAGCCCAAAAUUGUUAGACCAGAGGAAAGCCAGCCUGCACACGCCGUGUGGUUUGAUAGGAAAAAAUAUGUCACCAUUAACUUCAGGGUUCAAAAACCCAAAAAUGUCCAAGUUGACAUCCAAACCGACAAAAUGAUCUUGUGCUGCAAGAACGACACUGAUGAUGUGUUCUACAACGAGCUGCACUUUUAUGACAAAGUCCAAAUCCAUGAUUCCAGAGAAAGAGUGUAUGACCGCACCAUCAAUGUUUUGCUCAGGAAGCUCAAGCCGGAUUAUGCGUGGCCCCGUCUUCAAAAGGAUCCAGCAAAGCCGAGUUGGAUUGCAGUUGACUUUGACAACUGGAGGGAUUGGGAGCACGAAGAAGAUGAGGGACGGGAGGAGUAUGAAAAAUACGUGGAUAUGAUCCAAGAGAUGUCCACCAGUAAUAAGGGAGCAACACCAGACAUGGGGGAUCUUAGUGAUUCUGACUGAGGCUGAACACCACCACCCUUCACCUCGACUGUUCACAGACACAAGACUGCUGCUUGAUAUUUUUUAUAUAAAUGUGACCCCCCCCCCUUCCCUGUAUGGUUAUUUAUUCAAUU